AUGACAGCCAUCACGAUCAACCCACCACCACGCUAUUUCAACAUCAGCUCACCCGCUGAGUACGUAGCACAUGUGGAGAUCAACAGACCCGACAAGCUCAAUGCAUUCGGGCCGCCCAUGUGGCCCGAAUUGCGUCACAUCUUCCAGCAGUUGUCCGAGAAUGCAGACGUGAGAGCUAUUAUUAUUAGCGGUGCAGGCGAGAAAGCAUUCACUGCAGGGCUGGACGUUACUGCGGCUUCUCAGGGAGAGCUAGGCUCGACCAAUAACGACUCUGCCGACCCUUCGAGAAAGGCAGCCAAAUUGAGACGGCAUAUUUUGGAUUACCAGGAUGUCAUCUCAUCAGUAGCUCGCUGCGAGAAGCCCACCAUUGCAUUGAUGCAUGGCUACGCGUACGGUCUCGCCAUCGACCUCAGCUCUGCAUGCGACAUUCGCCUUGCCACGAAAGACGUCAAGUUCUGCGUCAAGGAAGUCGACAUUGGACUUGCGGCGGAUGUGGGAACGCUGAGCCGAUUCCCGAAGGUCAUCGGUGGCCUGACCAGCUGGGCCAAAGAGGUGUGCCUUACUGCACGGCCGUGGGGUGCCGAAGAGGCAGACAAGAAUGGCUAUGUGAGCCGCAUCGUCAGCAACAAGGCUGAGAUGAUCCAGGAGGGGAUUAAACUGGCCAGCUAUAUUGCGACCAAGAGUCCUGUCGCAGUUCAGGGAACGAAGAACAUCCUCGAUGCCGCCUGGGGAAGAACGGUAGAGGACAAUCUCAAUUACACAGCUACCUGGAAUAUGGGUAUGCUGCAGAGUACUGAUGUGCAGCGAGCAAUGUUGUCGGGCAUUCAGAAGAAGACGCCCAAGUUCGAGAAACUAUAG
Messenger RNA from Cyphellophora europaea CBS 101466, 858 nucleotides. RefSeq lists its product as uncharacterized. Gene Ontology annotation, cellular component: mitochondrion. Gene Ontology annotation, molecular function: delta(3,5)-delta(2,4)-dienoyl-CoA isomerase activity. The coding region runs from base 1 to 858 and encodes 285 amino acids. The transcript is spliced from 2 exons. Lineage: Eukaryota; Fungi; Ascomycota; Eurotiomycetes; Chaetothyriales; Cyphellophoraceae. The record is from RefSeq and is a predicted model, not a curated record.